Rubroshorea leprosula is the source of this 1230-nucleotide messenger RNA. NCBI's taxonomy places the organism in Eukaryota, Viridiplantae, Streptophyta, Magnoliopsida, Malvales, Dipterocarpaceae. The record is from the annotation of a GenBank genome assembly.
AGUUCAAACUUUGUUUCUAUGAUCCAUCGCAUAUGUUGUCUUCUUGGAAAGGCAAUGACUGUUGUGAAUGGAGAGGAGUAGGCUGUGACAAAAAUAAUGGAUAUGUUAUCUCACUUCAACUCAGGGGAUCAGCAUUUACUAAUCAACAGCCUCAAUUGUGCUUGAUUGACAAUGUAGAGGAGGUUGGUUCAAGUUUGCUCAAGUUGAGAUACUUGGAACAGCUAGACUUGAGCAACAAUAAUUUUAGCGGUAAUCUUAUUCCACCCUCCUUUGGCUUGAUGAAGCAGCUGAAGUACCUAAAUCUCUCUUAUGCGCAGUUUAGAGGAAAAAUUCCUAGGGAACUUGGAAAUCUUACAAGGCUUCAUGUCCUUGAUCUUUCUCAAAAUUAUUAUGGGGGAUUGAAGGUUGAUGAUGACAUUCAGUGGAUUUCUCAUCUCUGCUCUUUGCAACGACUUGAUAUGAGUAGAGUAAAUCUAAGCCAUGCCUCAUCAAACUUGUUCCAGGUACUUGGCAUGCUUUCUUCAUUAUCAUGGUUGAGUAUGUCAGAUUGUAGUCUAAAAAAUUCUCAUAUUCCAUCUCACAACCACCUCCUUAAUUUUACAUUGCUUGGAAAUAUUCAACACUUCGAUAUGUCGUAUAACUUUUUUCAUGGUUCAAUGCCUAUUUUUCUCCAAAAUAUGACUUCAUUGACAUUUCUUGAUAUGAGCGGAGUAAGUCUAAGCCUUACAUCAUCAAACUUGUUUCAAGUACUUGGCAUGCUUCCUUCACUAUCAUGGUUAAGUUUGUCAAGCUGUAGUCUCACAAAUUAUCACUUUCCAUCUGACAACCGUCCCUUUAAUUUUACAUUGCUUGUUAGAGAGCAUGUAUCUUUCUGGGAAUCAACUGAGGAGUAUUCCAGACAGCAUCGGGCAACUUUCUAAGUUAGAGAGCAUGGAUCUUUCUAGGAAUCAACUGCCGAGUAUUCCAGACAGCAUCGGGCAACUUUCUAAGUUAAAGAGCAUGUAUCUUUUUGGGAAUCAACUGAGGAGUAUUCCAGACAACAUCGGGCAACUUUCUAAGUUAGAGGACAUGGAUCUUUCUGGGAAUCAACUGAGGAGUAUUCCAGAUAGCAUCGGGAAACUUUCUAAGUUAAAGCGCAUGGAUCUUUCUUGGAAUCAACUGCCGAGUAUUCCAGACAGCAUCGGGCAACUUUCUAAGUUAGAGAGCAUGUAUCUUUCUUGGAAUCAACUG